This is a messenger RNA of Exophiala viscosa, 846 nucleotides long. Its product is annotated as proteasome component PUP1. Lineage: Eukaryota; Fungi; Ascomycota; Eurotiomycetes; Chaetothyriales; Herpotrichiellaceae. Bases 1 to 846 code for a protein of 281 amino acids. Gene Ontology annotation, cellular component: proteasome core complex. The record is from RefSeq and is a predicted model, not a curated record. Gene Ontology annotation, molecular function: threonine-type endopeptidase activity. The transcript is spliced from 3 exons.
AUGCCCGGCUUCGACUUCAGCAACUACAACCGCAAUGCCGCUCUGCAUGCACGAGGAGUGCCUCUGCCAAAGGCGACAAGUACCGGUACUACCAUUGUAGGAUGCAUAUAUGACAAUGGAGUUGUGAUUGCAGCAGACACAAGAGCAACGAGUGGUCCUAUCGUCGCCGACAAGAAUUGCGAGAAGCUACAUUUCAUCUCUCCCAAUAUCUGGUGCGCAGGCGCAGGUACUGCCGCAGAUACCGAGUUCACCACCGCUCUGAUUUCCUCCAACCUCGAACUUCAUUCUCUAUCUACAGGCCGAACUCCACGUGUGGUUACGGUUAUGACGAUGCUGAAGCAACACCUAUUCCGCUACCAAGGUCAUAUUGGUGCAUAUCUGGUUGUAGCAGGUGUCGACCCUACGGGCGUGGGAUUGUUCACGGUUCACGCCCAUGGAUCAACAGACAAACUUCCUUACGUGACUAUGGGCUCAGGAUCGUUAGCAGCCAUGGCGGUAUUCGAAUCAACGUGGAAAGCGCACUGCACAAGAGAUGAGGCGAUUAAGGUCUGCUCAGAAGCCAUCAAGGCCGGUAUCUUUAACGAUCUGGGCUCUGGAAGUAACGUCGACGUGUGUGUGAUUGAGAAGGACAAGCCAACUCAGUUACUGCGCAACUACAUCAGGCCGAAUGAUCGUGUCAACAAAGAGCGCAACUACAAGUUUGCAAGAGGCACGACUGCUGUUUUGAAUGAAAAGGUGAUCACCAAGGACGAGAUCGGCCGCUAUGUGACGGUACAUGAGAUCGGUACCGGAAGCGACUCGGACAGUUUAGUGGUGGUGGAAAAGAUGGAUGUGGAUGAAAUAUAG